Molecule: messenger RNA, 4466 nt
Organism: Heteronotia binoei (common prickly gecko)
Lineage: Eukaryota; Metazoa; Chordata; Lepidosauria; Squamata; Gekkonidae
Gene: GYS1
Product: glycogen synthase 1
Exons: 16
Coding region: 55-2271 (738 amino acids)
Biological process (GO): glycogen biosynthetic process
Cellular component (GO): cytoplasm
Molecular function (GO): alpha-1,4-glucan glucosyltransferase (UDP-glucose donor) activity
Source: RefSeq, a predicted model, not a curated record
ACGGUCCUGACCCUCUAGGGGUUUUUUUCUUCACCUCUUUCUGCGCUGGGUACAAUGCCUCUGGCCCGCAGCCUUUCGGUGACCUCCCUGACAGGGUUAGAGGACUGGGAUGAUGAACUUGACCUGGAGAACUCCAUCCUCUUUGAGGUGGCCUGGGAAGUGGCCAAUAAAGUUGGUGGGAUCUACACAGUUAUCCAGACCAAAGCCAAAAUCACCUUGGACGAGUGGGGUGAGAAUUACUUCCUGAUCGGGCCUUACUUGGAACAGAAUGUCCGCACUCAAGUGGAGCUAAUAGAGCCACCUAACCCUGCCAUCCGCCGGACCAUUGACUCCAUGAAUGCUAAAGGAUGCAAAGUUUACUUUGGUCGUUGGCUGAUUGAGGGUGGCCCCUAUGUGAUCCUUAUAGAUAUUGGGGCAACAGCCUGGAGCCUCGAUCGUUGGAAGACGGAGCUGUGGGAAAGCUGCUCCAUUGGGAUUCCCUGGUACGACCGAGAAGCCAAUGAUGCAGUACUCUUUGGCUUCCUCACAGCAUGGUUUCUAGGAGAGUUUGCUGCACAAUGUGAAGAGAAACCCUUCAUCAUUGGUCAUUUCCAUGAGUGGCUGGCUGGGGUUGGUCUCAUCCUUUGCCGAACCCGGAAACUUCCAGUGGCUACCGUCUUUACCACCCAUGCUACCUUGCUAGGUCGCUACCUGUGUGCAGGCAGUGUGGACUUUUACAACAACCUACAGACUUUUAAUUUAGACAAGGAAGCUGGGGACCGACAGAUUUACCACCGUUAUUGUAUGGAGCGAUCUGCAGUCCACUGUGCCCACGUUUUCACGACCGUCUCUCAAAUCACAGCUGUGGAGGCUGAGCAUUUAUUAAAACGGAAACCUGAUAUCGUGACUCCCAAUGGUUUGAAUGUCAAGAAGUUCUCAGCCAUGCAUGAAUUCCAGAACCUCCAUGCACAGAGUAAGGCUCGCAUCCAGGAGUUUGUCCGGGGACACUUCUAUGGGCACCUGGACUUCAACCUUGACAAGACCAUCUUCUUUUUCAUCGCUGGACGCUAUGAAUAUUCCAAUAAAGGGGCUGACAUUUUCUUGGAAGCUCUGGCCCGGCUGAACUACUUGCUCAGGGUGAACGGCAGCCAGACAACAGUGGUAGCUUUUUUCAUCAUGCCAGCCCGGACCAAUAACUUCAACGUGGAGACUCUGAAAGGGCAAGCAGUCCGCAAGCAGCUCUGGGACACAGCCAAUGCAGUGAAGGAGAAGUUUGGCAAGAAACUCUAUGAAUCACUCCUUGUGGGGAAUCUUCCAGACAUGAACAAAAUGCUGGACAAGGAAGACUUCACCAUGAUGAAGAGAGCCAUUUUUGCCACCCAGCGCCAGUCUUUCCCCCCGGUCUGCACUCAUAACAUGCUGGAUGACUCCACUGACCCCAUCCUCAACACCAUCCGGCGCAUCGGUCUCUUUAACAGCAGCACAGACCGUGUGAAGGUCAUCUUCCAUCCUGAAUUCUUGUCUUCCACCAGCCCCCUUCUUCCUGUUGACUAUGAGGAGUUUGUUAGAGGCUGCCACCUGGGGGUGUUUCCUUCGUAUUAUGAGCCAUGGGGCUACACACCGGCCGAAUGCACCGUUAUGGGCAUUCCCAGCAUCUCCACCAACCUCUCUGGCUUUGGCUGCUUCAUGGAGGAACACAUAGCAGACCCAUCAGCUUACGGUAUCUACAUUGUGGACCGGCGUUUCCGGGCCUUGGAUGAAUCAUGCACACAGCUGACCUCGUUUCUCUACAGCUUCUGUCAACAGACCCGGCGGCAGCGCAUCAUCCAACGAAACCGCACUGAGCGGCUCUCUGACCUCCUAGACUGGAAAUAUCUGGGCAGGUAUUACAUGUAUGCCCGGCAUAUGGCGCUGGCAAAGGCAUUCCCUGACAACUUUACCUAUGAGCCACAUGAACCAACAGCUGCCCAGGGUUUCCGCUACCCUCGCCCAGCCUCGGUGCCACCAUCGCCUUCCAUCUCCCGCCACUCUAGCCCACACCACAGUGAGACUGAAGAUGACGACGAACGGUACGACGAAGAUGAAGAAGCGGAGAAGGACAAGCAGAACAUCAAGUCCACGGCACUGAUGGGCGCCGUCCCCGAGUGGCGGAAGCGCUCAAAGAAGGGCUCCAGUGAAGCCAACACCUCCUCCAACGCCAGCACCUCCUCCAACGCCAGCACCCCAACCCUUCCCAGCAGCCCCAGCGACCUCAGCAGCCCCACCAACUCUUUCAUCGAGGAGAAGAAUUAGCCCUUUCUAGCUACGCCAACACAACCUCCCAUGGCUGCCCCUCUGCCAUGCGCAUCACCCCACCCUUGAUAGGUCAGCUGCUCUCUGGUGCUGGAUUCUGGAAUGGUUCUAGAAUGUAGGUUGUAGCAUGUUCCAGAGCCAAGGCGGGGAUUGGCGUUGUCAUUUUCCCAUGUUGGUCUAUAAAGCUGUCUGUUCUGGAUCAGGUUGUGGGGGAGGAUUAGACAUACCCACACUUCAGCAUAGGAAGGGAAGUUGCCCUUUGCUUGCUUUGCUUUGUGAAGCUCUAUCUGAAAUGUGAGGUGGCACAUUCUGGAUUCCUGUGUAUUGCUCAUCUUAUUUGGAAGAAGCCAUUUAGAACCCUGCGAUGUAGAAAUGUGGAAGGAAAAGGAAUCAGGGAAGUCUUCUGUGGGAGUGAUAUUCAAGGGUAGCUUAUGCUUAUGAUGGGACAGAAUAUUUUGUAACGUCCAGGCUUUUAGGAAUGCUUAGGAACAGGGCUGUUCUCUGAUAUCACAAGAGAUUACAAAUGCUUUAUAAACUGUCCUUUUAUAGUGCUAAAUUGCUGAUCACGCUGCUUGAGAUCUUCACAGCUGUCCCUACCGCCACGCUUUGAUAUCCUAGAAAACUUUUGGUGUUGUGAGAGGCUAGUCGCACUUCUUAACGCCAUCAGUCUGCCCCGUUCUAGAACAGUGUGCAUGAGGAAGAGAAGACUGAAGCUUGUCCUGUACAGAUUUGUCUCAGACAGACUGGGGAGUCUUGCUUCUUGACUGUGUUGGCCAUUUUUAAAAGUUUGAGACCACUGGGAGAAGUGGAGGUCCUAUAGUGUGAGUGGCAAGGGUUUUACAGGUGUGAAUGUCUCAUGGAUACAGCUAAGAGAGUCAUCUUUAAAAGGAGGCGUCCUGUUUGCUAUUGAACUUUCCUGAUUGGAAGUGUAAGAAGUGUUUUCUUGACAGCAAGGGUUAGCUUCAAACCUUCUGGAAUGGUGCUGGAGGCUUGGAAUGUAGGGAAAGACCUCUAAGUGAUCAUCGGCUUAAAUCUACAUGUGUGGAGUUCUGAGGAGGAAAAAACGGAGAACUUGCAGGGGCUGUCUUGCAGUAUAAACUGCUGUGCCUGUGUGGACUGGGGUGGGGGUAGAAGAACCAACCAGAGUUGUUUUCAAAUGUUAAGGGAUGGAUUUUACCGCAGCCAUACUGACAACCUGAGCCUAUAGACUAGGCACUCCAGAACCUGCUACUGUUGCUCUCCUUGCAAGGUGAUUGAUGCUGUAUAGUGUUCAACAAGGGAGGGGAGACCAGUGAUCUGGCAAACCCCAACCAUAUAAGCCAGAGGAGUCAAGUGGCUGCAAGAAACAGGGAUUCAUUCCAUAGGUGAUUCUAGAAUGUUGAGGGCUCCCUGGAAUGCCUCCUUGACUCAUCUUGCAGGGCAGGGGUUUCUGAAUGGCCAUUUCCCCAGAGAGCAGCCACACACCACUGCAACAGUGGCCCUUAAAAAUAUGCAGAGACUCAAAGCCAAUUCUCGGCUUCUGAAAGUGUAGACCAAAUGCUUGUACGGUGAAUGACUGUUUUUAUGAACGUGUUUCCUAAAUAAAUGGGGAGGAAGGGCUUUCCCUGCUAGGACUGGGGCUGCCUUGGACAACCAGCCAGAACACAACAUUCAAGAUGACUCUUCUUGCCCACUGUGGUGGGGCUGUAGAAAGAUUGCUGUGGGGUUUAGCAGGCAGGAUGCUAGGCUGCGCAAAGGAGGCAGGGAGAACCUGGGAAGGUUGGAAGAUUUGUGUUCAGCACAAGAGAGGACUGCUUCUAGCAUGGGGCCCCAAAUCUGCUGCCAAGUUUGGUACCAAGGAAACUCCAUCCCCUGCCCCCUUGGCCUGGCCUAUCUGCUGAUUAUGUUGCUUGCUCUUUGGGCUGGCUAAACAUCCGUGCUUGAUUUAUGAAUCACAUAUCUCAUCCUGCCCCAUUUCUUGUACCUCCUCAUUUUGUUAAGGGAUCGCCUCGCUUACGGUUGUGUUUGUCACUACCCUUGUUUUUGUUGUUCCUUCUCCCCUCCCCCCCCCAGAAUUCUUUUUAAAAGUGCUUUUGAUUUUUGUCUUCCAUCCUCUCCCCACCCAAGCUACUGUGUGGGGAAAAAAUCAAAUGAACAAAAAAGCUGCUUGUGAGACAAAUCUCAAAUUAUUUAAGAAUAAAUUUUGCUUUGGAAAA